Molecule: messenger RNA, 714 nt
Organism: Perognathus longimembris pacificus (Pacific pocket mouse)
Lineage: Eukaryota; Metazoa; Chordata; Mammalia; Rodentia; Heteromyidae
Product: vegetative cell wall protein gp1-like
Exons: 2
Coding region: 1-714 (237 amino acids)
Source: RefSeq, a predicted model, not a curated record
AUGGGGAAACCCCACUGGGACCGGGGAGCCGCUGGGAGCCGCUGGGAGCCGCUGGGAGCCGCUGGCAGUCGCUGGGUCCCGGGUCCCGACCGCUCCCGGAUGCAGCCGGGCGAGGCCCCCAGCGGCUCCCUCCCCGGGCCUCCUCCCGGUCCCGCCCCGGGCUGGGGGCGGACGUGGCUGGGUCCCCCCGCCGCCAGCGUGGAAGGGACUGAGCGGUGCCCGCUCUUCAGGGGAAGCCGCCAGGCCCGACCCGCGGCUUCCGCUCCACCGCCGGACGCGGGCGCUACGGGGCGGGGACCCCCCCGCACCCCCAAUGCCCUGACCUACUCCAGGGCGGGCACCACUCCCACCCCGACCCCUCCCACCCCGGACCCCUCCCACCCCGGACCCCUCCCACCCCGGACCCCUCCCCACCCGGAACCCUCCACCCCGGAACCCUCCCACCCCCGGACCCCUCCCAUUCCCGGACCCCUCCCAUCCCCAGAAACCCUCCCACCCCGGGACCCCUCGCAUCCCCCGACCCCUCCCAUCCCCGGACCCCUCCCAUCCCCCCGACCCCCUCCCAGCCAGGACCUCUCCAAUCCAGGACCACUCCCACCCCGGACCCCUCCCAUCCCCAGACCCCUCCCAGCCCGGACCCCUCCCAGCCCGGACCCCUCCCAGCCCGGGACCCCUCCUACCCCCGGACCCCUCCCAUCCCCUGACCCCUCCUAA